Molecule: messenger RNA, 1425 nt
Organism: Canariomyces notabilis
Lineage: Eukaryota; Fungi; Ascomycota; Sordariomycetes; Sordariales; Chaetomiaceae
Exons: 2
Coding region: 1-1005 (334 amino acids)
Molecular function (GO): DNA binding, bending
Source: RefSeq, a predicted model, not a curated record
AUGCCGCGCCCACCCAAGAACAAGGCCUUGGUCAUGCCUGAACAACAACCCGUCCCUGUCGCAGCAGCGCCUCCUCCCAAUGUCGUCGCAGUGCAACCCGCCGCCCUCAACCUUAAGCAGGUCCCCCCAGUAAUCGAUGUCGGCCAGUUCAUUCGCGUCAGAGAUUCGGUCUACCAACGGCUCCAGACUAUCCAGGACUUGAUCCGGAGCUUUUCCCAGGACUACCUCCGCCAGACCAACCUCCUAAUCGGGGAAGGCACCAACCUUGAGAAUGGAUCAGAGUUGGAUCACCUCGUCAGCGGGCUCGGCAGCUUGAUGCCUGCCAUGGCCAUGCCGCAACCCCCUGUGGAGGAGAAGAAGGAGCGCAAGAAGCGCACCCAUGACCCCAAUGCGCCCAAGCGGCCUCUCACUCCUUACUUCCUCUACAUGCAGACAGCUCGCCCCAUCAUUGCGAGUGAUCUCGGGGACCAGGCGCCAAAGGGUGCCGUUCAAGACGAGGGCCAGCGCCGGUGGUCCGUGAUGACGCCUGGAGAGAAGCUCGGCUGGAAUCAGGCCUACCAAUACAACCUGCGCCUCUACAACGCCCGUGUGCACUCUUACAAGCACGGCAACCCGGAUGCCAAGAACAUGACGGAUGAGGAAGCGCGCGUCUACGCAGAUCAGCACGGCAUCUCGAUGCCCCCUCUCGCCCAGGCCGAGGAAGCCCCGGCCAAUGACCAGGAGGCUAUCGCCGAGCAGCUUCAGGCGACGGCUGUCCCCGAGGAGGCCUCUGAAGAGGCAUCUGAAGAGGAGCCCGCGCCUGCAGCAAAAACACCCAAGAAGAAGGACACGCGCAAGCGGAAGAGCACGGCCGCGACUCCCGCGACCGCCGAGCCAGAGCCCGCAAAGCCCGUGGCGGCUACCCCAUCCUCCCCCGAGGCCAAGAAGAGGAAGCGCACAUCCAAGGCGGCAGAGCAGGUAGAGGAGCCUAAGAAGUCUGGUCGUAAGAAGACCAAGACUGGCUAGGUCCCUCAAUAGCCCUGCUCUUUCUGUCUGGUGUCGGUUCAUUUACUAUCGGUGAUACCUCUGGCGCCUCUGCUUCUUCCCUCUUUUUCAUGAUACCCUCCCGACGAGAGAAAUACUGGUAACAAAUCAAGUCGUCGCCUGCGUGGAAUAUGGGAGGGGGGUGUGUUUUCUCUCGCAAGCUGGCUAUCAUGGGCUCGGUGUCGUUGCGGUUUGCCAUUGCGGCAACUUAGGGCUUUCUAGGUUUUGUACGGGUCAAUCGCGGAAUAAAGGUGGUCUCGGGGUUUUUCCUCUGAAAGCAAUUGCUUGGGGUGAACGGGGAGGUCGAGGAGCCGGUUAAGGCUAUAGGAGAGUAUCUCUCUGCUGUGCUUGGUCUUGUGGGCUUUAUGUACUUAUUUACUCGGAUUGUUUCGGCUUGGUGGC